Molecule: messenger RNA, 1223 nt
Organism: Pieris rapae (cabbage white)
Lineage: Eukaryota; Metazoa; Arthropoda; Insecta; Lepidoptera; Pieridae
Exons: 10
Coding region: 30-1223 (397 amino acids)
Biological process (GO): sodium ion transmembrane transport
Cellular component (GO): membrane
Source: RefSeq, a predicted model, not a curated record
ACUACAGAAAGGAAACGUAUAAAAUACAAAUGUGUAAUGAGAAAUAUGAUUCUGGAUACCCAACGUUAUACAGCACACCGGCUUAUAACUUUUUCUAUGUGGAAGUCGUGUCUUAUCGAACGGAUUAUAAUUUUGGACAGUUUAAUAUGCCUCUAGUGUUAAGUUUAAUAUUUAUCUGGACAAUAAUGUGGGCGUUGUUGAUUGCGGAACGUGUUUCUCAUGGACGAUUAAUCUGGAACAAUGUGUACACCUGGCUCCUGGCUAUUCCUUGGAUAUGGAGUGUUUUGUUGGUCAUCACCGCUUUCAUACAUUUGGUUUCAAUGCCGAAAUCAUUGCGCAAAGUCUACAGGAUUGGCGUGAAAGAAAUUAUGACAGGUGUUGCAGAUGCACUGGAAAUAGCACUUUACAUACACUCUGCAAGUACUGGAACAGAAUUGAUUCACGGAAAAGGACUGAAUCAUUACGCAAACGGCCAUAUUGAUCCACAUUUAAACGGUGAGAAUGUGUGGCACAGCGGACUUUUGCUUCUUCUAACAGGAUUGAAUACGGGUGGAGCCGCCCUAUGUGCACUAGUGGACUACAUACAGCCUAAUACCAAAGCUGUCUACAAUAUGUACGAGAGCACUUUAUGGAUAAUACCAAUGUAUUCCAAAUGCGUAUCAAUUAAUAACUAUUCGCAUUUCAUGUCAACGGUGGUAUUUUGUGGUCUUGCAAUUUCAUAUAUGACUGUUGCCUACUUAUCACUUAAAACAGCUCUGCAUACAAUCUUUGAAUAUAAAGUGAAAUUGGUGUUUGCUGAGCAAGUGGUUGUAGCUGCGCUAAUUUUGUGUUGUAUGAGUCUUAGCUUGUUGUAUGCUACCACGGGUGGCAUAGCGCUACUGGAAAGUGUAGAUUCAAUUAUGACUGGAUUAACGAUGCCACUGAUUUGUUUAUUCGAGUUAGUUGCAAUGCUCUAUGUGUAUCGGAGCCAUGAUUUCAUAUCGGAUGUGAAUAUUGCAACUGAAGAGAACGUGUGUUCCAAUAGAAUCGACGCCCAAUGGCAAAUUAUACCAUUUAUUACGUUUGUGGUGUUGGUGAUGAAAGCCACGGCAUUAACUUCAGCGGAGAUGCCACAGGUCUUCAUGUAUCUUGCCCUGGCGCCACUUAUUGGUGUCGUUCUGUGUGUGCCAAUAAGAGCUUGCGUCAACGCGUUCAAAUUUUAUAAAUCACAAAAUGUUCGAUAG